Molecule: messenger RNA, 4439 nt
Organism: Aquila chrysaetos chrysaetos
Lineage: Eukaryota; Metazoa; Chordata; Aves; Accipitriformes; Accipitridae
Gene: TCF7L2
Product: transcription factor 7 like 2
Exons: 14
Coding region: 731-2542 (603 amino acids)
Biological process (GO): canonical Wnt signaling pathway; regulation of transcription by RNA polymerase II
Cellular component (GO): catenin-TCF7L2 complex; beta-catenin-TCF complex
Molecular function (GO): DNA-binding transcription factor activity, RNA polymerase II-specific; RNA polymerase II cis-regulatory region sequence-specific DNA binding
Source: RefSeq, a predicted model, not a curated record
CCCCAGACCUGUUUAUUUAUGCAGACGUCACCGGGGAGCCCCCGCCCCCUCCUGCAUCUCAUUAAGUGCCUGGUGUGUUUCUCGCUCCCUGUCAAUAAUCCCGGAUCCCAGACUUCUCCGUUCCUCCGGAUUUCGAUCCCCCUUUUUCUAUCUGUCAAUCAGCGCCGCCUUUGAACUGAAAAGCUCUCAGUCCAACUUCAACUCACUCAAACCCGAGCGGCACAGGCUCCCAAUAUCCGCGGCGGCUGCCCCCCCGUUACAGCUGACUUCUUGGGUUUGUUUGUUGCAUUAUUUUUUUUUUUCCCCCCAACGCCCCCCCCCCUCCCCCCGGUCUAUAUAUUUUUUAUUAUUAUUAAUUUUUUCGUGAGUGCGUGCGCGGGUGUGAGUGCGUGUGCGCGCAGUGCACGCCGACCAGCUCCCUGGAAGAAAGAAAGAGAAAAUCCCGAAGAAGGAAAGGAAGAAGCCUAAAGUCACUGGUGCAAAGGAGCAAAGAAGAGACAUUUCCCUCCCCUCCUCCUCCCUCUUUUCCCCUCCCCAGGAGGAAAGAGAAGGGGAAAAAAAAGAAACUUUCACCUUGGACUCUUCUUUUUUUGGUGCAAACUUUCCCCCCCCUCCCCUCUUCUUUUUUCCUUUUUCCCCCCCAUUCCCCUCUUUUUUUUUUUUUCUUCUUUUUUUUUUCCCCCUUCCCCUUUUUGCAAAAUUGCUGCUGGUGGGGUGAGCCAGGAGGAAAAUGCCGCAGCUGAACGGCGGUGGAGGGGACGACCUGGGCGCCAACGAUGAACUGAUCUCUUUCAAAGACGAAGGGGAGCAGGAGGAGAAGAUCUCCGAGAACUCCUCGGCGGAGAGGGAUUUAGCUGAUGUCAAGUCGUCUCUCGUCAAUGAAUCAGAAACGAAUCAAAACAGCUCCUCAGACUCGGAGGCGGAGCGGCGGCCCCCGCCUCGGUCCGAAACUUUCAGAGAUAAAUCCCGGGAAAGUUUAGAGGAAGCUGCGAAGAGGCAAGAUGGAGGGUUGUUUAAGGGCCCACCAUACCCGGGUUAUCCCUUUAUAAUGAUCCCCGACCUCAGCAGCCCGUAUCUGCCCAAUGGAUCGCUCUCUCCGACGGCAAGAACGUAUCUGCAGAUGAAAUGGCCACUGCUUGAUGUUCAGGCAGGGAGCCUUCAGAGUAGACAAGCCCUCAAGGAUGCUAGGUCUCCAUCUCCAGCACACAUUGUUUCUAACAAAGUGCCAGUUGUGCAGCACCCACACCAUGUACACCCUCUUACGCCGCUUAUCACGUACAGCAAUGAGCACUUCACACCGGGAAACCCUCCUCCACACUUACCAGCCGACGUAGAUCCCAAAACAGGAAUUCCAAGGCCUCCACAUCCUCCAGAUAUAUCUCCUUAUUAUCCGUUAUCACCGGGCACUGUAGGACAAAUCCCCCAUCCGCUAGGAUGGUUAGUACCACAGCAAGGUCAGCCAGUGUACCCAAUCACGACAGGGGGUUUCCGCCACCCUUACCCAACAGCUCUGACUGUCAAUGCUUCCAUGUCAAGCUUUCUCUCCUCUAGGUUUCCUCCACACAUGGUCCCGCCACACCAUAGUUUACAUACAACUGGAAUCCCUCAUCCGGCCAUAGUCACACCAACAGUCAAACAGGAAUCUUCCCAGAGCGACGUCGGCUCACUCCACAGCUCAAAACAUCAGGACUCCAAAAAAGAAGAAGAGAAAAAGAAGCCACACAUAAAGAAACCUCUUAAUGCAUUUAUGUUGUAUAUGAAGGAAAUGAGAGCAAAAGUUGUAGCAGAAUGCACAUUGAAAGAGAGCGCAGCCAUCAACCAAAUCCUCGGUCGAAGGUGGCACGCGUUAUCCAGAGAAGAACAAGCGAAAUACUAUGAACUAGCAAGAAAGGAACGACAGCUUCAUAUGCAGCUGUACCCGGGCUGGUCCGCACGGGAUAACUAUGGAAAGAAGAAGAAGAGGAAAAGGGAUAAGCAGCCAGGAGAGACCAAUGAACACAGCGAAUGUUUCCUAAAUCCUUGCCUUUCACUUCCUCCGAUUACAGACCUGAGCGCUCCUAAGAAAUGCCGAGCGCGCUUUGGCCUUGAUCAACAGAAUAACUGGUGCGGCCCCUGCAGGAGAAAAAAAAAGUGCGUUCGCUACAUACAAGGUGAAGGCAGCUGCGUCAGCCCACCCUCUUCAGAUGGAAGCUUACUAGACUCUCCUCCGUCCUCCCCCGCCACGCUCGCCUCCCCCUCCAGAGACUCGAAACCACAGACUGAACAAACGCAACCCCUCUCGCUCUCAUUGAAGCCCGACCCGCUGGCGCACCUGGUCAUGAUGCCGCCGCCAUCCUCGCUCGUCCUCGCCGAGAGCGCUGCGAGCAAGCCCGGCGCCCUGCCUGCCGCCAGCUGCCCCAACGGGGCCCUGGACCACCCGCCGGCCGCCCUCCCGCCGGCCGCAUCCCUAGCGCAGCCCUCGACGUCCUCCCUGCAUUCCCACAGCUCGCUGCCGGGGACACAGCCCCAGCCGCUCUCCCUCGUAACCAAGUCCUUAGAAUAGCUUUAGCCUCGUUAGCCCUUUCCGUCUCCUUCGGGGGGAUUGAAUUCUGUUGGGGUUUGGGGGUUGGGUUUUUUUCCUUUUCUGUUUUUUUUUCUUUUUUCUCUUCUUCUUUUUUUUUUUCUUUUUUUUUUUUUUCCUUCUCCUCCUCGUCGUCGUCCGCUGUCCGUCGUCGUUUCUCGGUUUCGUUUUUAAUUCGUGCCGUGUGGCUACAUUAGUUGAUGUUUUAUCGAGUUCAUUGGUCAAUAUUUGACCCAUUCUUAUUUCAAUUUCUCCUUUUUAAAUAUGUAGAUGAGAAAAGCCUCAUGAUUCUGCCAAAAUUUUUAUCAACAGCUGUUUAAAGUCUUUGUAGCGUUUAAAAAAUAUAUAUAUAUACAUAAUUGUUAUGUAGUUCCAAUAGCUUAGUUUUAAAGACUGAUUUUAAAAAUUAAAAAAAAAAAAAAGAAGCAAUUUUGAAGCAGCCCUUGCCGGAGGCAUUGGUUCUUUAUUAUUUGUAUUAAAUACGAGCUUGCGAACCAAUCAUUUUACAUCUGGUUUUUAAACCUUUAAGGGCACAACGAAUGCGGUGCCGCUACUACUUCUUUUUUUUUUCUUCCUCGUGUGAAACAACCUUUAUUGUGAUGUUACUUGUUAUUGUUUAAAUGUACAGAAACAAAGGGUUAAAAAAAAUGUGUUAAUAUACCUUGUUCCAUGGUGUUGUUCUUUUUGGGGGAGGGAACGCUACUCAACAAUUAAAAGUAUCACAACGCUAUUGGACCAGUAGUAUUUAUUGCUUUAGAAAUUGCUUGUUGUAUCUGUAUGUUGUCCCUUUUUAAAUGUUUUUUUCUUCUUUUUUUCUUGAAACAUUGUAUAAAGGUUUUUUUUUUUCCCUUAGUGUAAGCAUCUUAUAUAUAACAACUCAUUUGUACAAGGUUUUUAAGUUUAUAUAUAAAUGUGUAUAUAUAUAUUUUUUCCGGGAUUUUUGUUUUUGAUUUCUUUUCGUGAUUUUUUUUUUUUUUUUUUUUUUUUUUUUUUUGCUAUAUGAAACACAGUUGCCACCAAAUGGACAUUCGCAGAUGCAUUUUUUUCAAGGAUCAAUAGUGUAAAAAAAAAAAAAAAUUGCUUUAAAAGCCAUUACACACAAAAAAGACUUGAAAAUUUAGCAAGGGAAUUUUUAGCAACGCUGUUUGAAAAAUAGCAAGGUCCAAGUGUCUCCCGUUCAGAACUGCAGCUGAAUCCCCUGCGACAUUAGGACUGUAGGCUGUGUGCAAAAUUUUUAUGUGCCAAAAUUCUCAGUGACUUUUAACUUUCUCCCGACAACUUUAUUAUUUUUUUUUAAUGCUGUAAUUUUUUUGUUCAUCAUGUUUUGCUGUGAUGUUACAUAGGUAGAUAUGUAUGUAGUUUUAAUGUCACCUAUAACAGACGUGUUUGGUAGCAGAUUGUCCGGAAAGCAUUUAAAAUGAAGAGGUAUAAACCCUUAAGGGCCAAAUUCUGUAUAUUAGAUUAUUCAUAAAAGGAAAAUCAGACUGCCACUUUUAUGUACACUUACUACAUACAGGUAGGUAGCAAACUUAAAACAAAAAAAAAAAAACCUAGGCAUGUUGAUGUUGCAAAAAACGCUGUAUAAAGCUGAAAAAUUGUUCAUCUGUUCAUUCAGUGCCAUUGUAGUUGACAUGAAGCGAUUGUAAAACUGUCUCAGAUUUUUCUCUGGUUUAUUAAGAUGCUAACUAUAACAUUUUUUGUGAAUACUUUGAAUGUUUCCUAACAGUUGUGAUGUUACUGUUCCGUUUUAUGCUCUUAUUCCGAUUUUCAUUUUUAAUGGUUUGGAAGCCAUUUUUUGUAAUGAAUAAAUGUUCAUGCUGUACAGUAUCUGUAGCAUGCAGUUCUGGAUUAAUAAAAGCAACUUAGUAUGUGCAGAGAA